Molecule: messenger RNA, 978 nt
Organism: Argiope bruennichi
Lineage: Eukaryota; Metazoa; Arthropoda; Arachnida; Araneae; Araneidae
Exons: 4
Coding region: 36-827 (263 amino acids)
Source: RefSeq, a predicted model, not a curated record
CGGAGCGUACAGGGUCGGAACAGGGCGUACGCAGAAUGGAUCGUCCGAAGCGCGUGAAACAGGAGCCCCCGGAUGAUGAAGGGGCCCGGGGCCCGAAGCAGGCAGCAAGCCCUGCCCAGGAGGCAACUAGGGCCCACAUCCUGAGUUUGGAGACUCAACUUCGGAAACUGUGCCGAUUGAGAGGGAUGGGGCGACUUGACCCCAAGGGAGCCUUCCAGAUACGCUGCCUGGAGGAAGAAUUGAGGAAGGCUCAUUCUAAGUUGAAACGUCUGCUGAACGAGGCUGAACGCCAGCGUCGCCGACGAGAGCGUCUGCGGACAGGGCCCAGGUCCCUCCAACCCCCCAGGGACGAAGGCAUCAUGACAGCCCUCAAGUCUUGCACUCGCUUUCAGGAUUUCGUCAGAGAGCUGAACGCUCUCGGCUUUACAUUAGCGCACAACGGUGACACCUCAGACUCAGGUGAGACAAUGCCGGAAGUUGAUGGUGUCAAAGUACAAGUGGAGCUCAUCGAAGGCGACGAAGAGUUGCUGUCUCUGGACAUGAAGGGCGACUGCAACUCGAAUUCGGAUGAUCCCUUGAUAUGCGGAAGUCCUCCGAGGGAGGAAGAAGGAGAACGUUGGAGCGAGGAAUCGUAUCGUCAGUGGUUCGAACGUCAAACGGAACUGCAACACAGGUGGGAAGAGAACUUUAUGAGGGAACAGAUGGAACUGGCCCGCUCUCUCCUGGAGUCAGUCACUGCCACUUUUUUGCAAGGGGUGCAGCAAGUCAUCGCGAACGUCACUGCUGGAAGGAGGUUCCCACCAUUCUGCCCAGAUCCACCCUCCUGAAUGUUGCAGCAAGCAUUUCGUCUCUUGUAAAAAUAUCUUGUUGUUGCUUUGUGUAUAUGUUUGUAUGCAUUUACUGCCAAUUGAAGAAAUGCGCAUCAAUAAAGCUGCAGGGAUAUGUGCUUCUGUAAGAGAUUGUAUAAAUUCUUCUUUA